This is a messenger RNA of Ceratitis capitata (Mediterranean fruit fly), 748 nucleotides long. RefSeq names its product ctenidin-3-like. The record is from RefSeq and is a predicted model, not a curated record. The transcript has a single exon. Bases 75 to 629 code for a protein of 184 amino acids. Lineage: Eukaryota; Metazoa; Arthropoda; Insecta; Diptera; Tephritidae.
UGCCGGUGAGUAGUUAGUUUUGUUGUGCAGUUAGUUAUAUCGACUUCCCGUUAACAGCCGAACCUUAUUAAAAGAUGAAAUUGUUCAUUGUACUCCUGGCCACAGUGGCGGUCGCUUGUGCCAUGCCACAUAGAGGCGGUGGCGGUGGCGGCGGCGGUAGUGCUGGCGCUCAUGCCGGCGCAGAUGCUAGCGCAUUCGGCGGCGGCUUUGGUGGCGGCGGCUUUGGUGGCGGCGGCGGUGGCGGUCAUCGCGGUCAUGGUGGCGGCGGCCCUGGAUUUGGUGGACAAGGCGGUUUCGGCCCAGGUGGUCAGGGAGGCGGCUUCGGUCCAGGUGGUCAGGGAGGCGGUUUCGGCCCAGGUGGUCAGGGAGGCGGUUUCGGUCCAGGUGGUCAGGGAGGCGGUUUUGGUCCAGGUGGUCAGGGAGGUGGUUUCGGUCCAGGCGGCUUCGGUAAAGCAGAUGCUAAUGCCUCUGCCUCGUCUAAUGCCCAAGCCAACGGUGGUGGUAAUGCCAACGCCAGCGCUAGUGCGAACGCCCAAGCCAAGGCUGGAGGCUAUGGUGGCGCUGGUGCUAAUGCUAACGCCAAUGCUAACGCUAAUGCAGGCAGCUUUGGCGGCAGUUAUGGCAAAUAAGGUACUCACACUUUGAACAUAACACGACAUACACUCACCUCGAACUGCCCAACAUUUUUUUUAAGCUAAUGUGAUUUAUAAUGGAUUAAGUAAAGAAAAAAUAAAUAAAAAAUUAACAA